CGAGCUUUGUCUCCAGGCAGUCAGUGUUAUUCUCGACAGGCGCUGUGAACGUUUCUCAACGCGUUUCUCAUCAUCUCGGUUCAUCGGCGGGCACUAGCGCUGCAUUGGACAGCCUAAUCCCUCAGACAGAUCGCUGGGUUUGAGCUGUCACCCUGAUGUUGGAUCGAGCCGUGUUGCUCGAAAGAGAAAUCUGAGACGGAACAAUACCGACGGAGCUUGUGUAUCGUUGGCAAGUGAAUAUCAGUUUUCAUACGCCGCGCCGCGCCGCGAAGGACUCUUGUCACCGCGCCUUUCCAAGCGGCGGAGGACAACAAACCACAGUUCCUAUAGACGCUGACUGUAAACACCAGCAAUGCCGGGGUUUGACUACAAGUUCCUGGAGAAGCCCAAGAGACGCUUUCAGUGUCCUCUUUGUAGCAAAGCAAUGAGGGAACCCGUCCAAGUUUCCACAUGUGGACACCGAUUCUGCGAUACCUGUCUGCAGGAAUUUCUCAGUGAGGGGGUCUUCAAGUGCCCGGAGGACCAGCUCCCACUGGAUUACGCCAAGAUCUAUCCUGACCCUGAGCUGGAGCAGCAGAUACUGGCACUGCCCAUCCGCUGUAUUCACAGUGAAGAGGGCUGCCGCUGGACCGGCCAGAUGAAACAGCUACAGAGCCACUUCUCGACUUGCGCCUUCAAUGUGAUUCCCUGUCCCAACCGCUGCUCCGUCAAGCUGACGCGCAGAGACCUGCCCGAGCACCUGCAGCACGACUGUCCCAAACGCAAGGUCAAGUGUGAGUUCUGCGGGAGCGAGUUCACAGGAGAGGCCUACGAGAACCACCAGGGCAUCUGUCCGCAGGAGAGCGUGUACUGUGAGAACAAGUGUGGCGCAAGAAUGAUGAGGAGACUAUUAUCCCAGCACACCAUGACAGAAUGCCCCAAACGCACGCAGCCCUGCAAGUACUGUGGGAAGGAGUUCGUCUACGACACCAUCCAGAACCAUCAGUACCACUGCCCUCGCUUUCCCGUGCAGUGUCCUAAUCAGUGCGGCACCCCGAACAUCGCACGUGAGGAUCUGGCCAACCACGUGAAGGAGAGCUGUGGCAGCGCGCUGGUCCUCUGCCCCUUUAAGGAGGCCGGCUGCAAACACAGAUGCCCAAAGAUGGCAAUUGGACGACACCUGGAAGAGAGCACAAAGUCCCACCUGACCAUGAUGUGUAAUCUGGUGGGACGGCAGCGGCAGGAGAUCAUGGAGCUGCGACGUGAAAUGGAGGAGCUGUCGGUGAGCCACGACGGCGUUCUCAUCUGGAAACUCACCGACUACUCACGCAAGCUGCAGGAGGCCAAACUGCGCAACAACCACGAGUUCUUCAGCCCGCCCUUCUACACGCACCGCUACGGCUACAAGCUCCAGGUGUCGGCCUUCCUGAACGGCAACGGCAGCGGCGAAGGCUCGCACCUGUCCAUCUACAUCCGCGUACUGCCCGGCGAGUACGACAACCUGCUGGAAUGGCCCUUCUCCUACAAGGUGACCUUCUCCAUUCUGGACCAGAGCGACCCGUCGCUGUCCAAACCUCAGCAUAUCACGGAGACCUUCAACCCCGAUCCCAACUGGAAAAACUUCCAGAAACCGUGCAGCAGCCGGAACUCGCUGGACGAGAGCACGCUGGGUUUCGGCUACCCCAAGUUCAUCUCGCACGAGGAGAUCAAGAAGAGGAACUACAUCCGUGACAACUCCAUCUUCCUCAAAGCUUCCAUAGAGAUCCCGCAAAAAAUCAUGGCCUGAGGCUGUUCGAGUGACGAUCUGUCUUGACGUACGACCCUGUUUCCUGUCAGAAACUCUACUGAAAGAGCUCGUCUGUCCGGUUUCUCGACUGGGACCCACGUAGAAGUGUUUUCGCAAAGUCAUCACUUUUUGGAUUUGCUUUCUAACACUCUCUUCCUCAAACUACAGCAACGCCUUUGGACAUUCAGUAGUGCCUAGAACAUUUAAUUUAAAUGUUAUUUUUCAAGCACGAUUUAUGUUUUUUCUCUCACAGAUGUCAAGUAAACAAUCGAAGCGGACUGUGAAAGGCUAAUCGGAAGCUUUGCACUUUGAGACUUUGGUUCUUUGAAGAUUGCUGAUUUUUUUUUACUCGCUUUCGCCCGGCAUCGGUCCUCACGAAAGAAAACUCAACAGAACUUGAACUCGUUUUAUGUAAACUAACAACAACAACGGCUGUGAACUAAAUGUAGCUUAACUCGCUCUAGCGGUUUUCAGACUUGUUCGGUGCAUUGUAGUACUUGUUUUUUAACAUUAGGACCGAUUCCCGAGGUGCUAAAGCUUUUUUGUUACUGUACGAUGGAAACGACGAAUUUUUCGGAUCGAAAGCCAUGCGAGAGGUUGUUUACAUUCAAUCUGUGAGGAUCUACGAUGCGGACCAGUUUGUUUUUGUUGUUUUUUUUUGUACUGUAACCUGUAUUCUUAACCAGCGUGUGAGGGCUUGUUGCGUUGCGGCGGAUGGACGAGCGAAAGGAACCAAAUUUUUUUAAUAUGUGAAAAAAACAUAAAUGUGAGCAACCUGUUUGUGUCAUAAACGGAGGGUGAUUUCGAAUGUGAACUCUGGACUCACAUGCUGAGUUGAUUCUUUCUGUUCUUUGUCUUACUCUGGCAGAUGAUGAAUAGAAAGGUGCGGGCACUCGCGACGGCCGCCCGUAAGCGCGUCGAGUGCGAGGGCGUCCUAUUCGAGCGGCGCCGGUAGCCAUGGUUACCCGUGCCUGUUAGAGCAGCAUGUGAACGAGAAGAGAGUUCUUCCAUGUGCCUGAGGAAGAUGAGCCUUGUGCAAUAUGGCUGCCAUUGCUCCAUACAGACCAGUGGAGGACUUUGUUGAUACUUACUAUAUAUUAUAUGUGAAUACUAAUAAGAAAAAAAUGCAAAAGCACAUUCUUCUUCACAUUUAAUCUCGCUACGAUACCAGCUAAUAUUUUGCAAUGAUUUUAAGAAAACCUGGAAAAGUGAAAAAAAAGACAUUUUUUGCUAAGAUUCUGUAUUUUACAAGGUACUUCAGACGUUUUCUACAACACUUUUUGGCGAUGAGUUUCGGGGCUGUACGUUGACGUUUUAU
This is a messenger RNA of Labeo rohita (rohu), 3083 nucleotides long. RefSeq names its product tnf receptor-associated factor 4a (gene traf4a). The transcript has 7 exons. Gene Ontology annotation, biological process: regulation of apoptotic process; activation of NF-kappaB-inducing kinase activity; signal transduction. Gene Ontology annotation, molecular function: protein binding; zinc ion binding. The record is from RefSeq and is a predicted model, not a curated record. NCBI's taxonomy places the organism in Eukaryota, Metazoa, Chordata, Actinopteri, Cypriniformes, Cyprinidae. The coding region runs from base 353 to 1765 and encodes 470 amino acids.